AUGUCAGUAACGCUACAUACUACUCACGGUAACAUUAAAAUUGAGGUCUAUUGUGAUAGCGUUCCUAAAACUGCUGAGAACUUUCUUGCACUAUGUGCAUCCAAUUACUAUGACAAUUCACUUUUCCAUAGGCUUAUACCUCAUUUUAUGAUUCAGACUGGGGCCCCACCAUCGCAGCCAAAGGGCGGGACGUCUAUAUGGGAAGAGCCCUUCGAAGACGAGAUUCGACCAUCCUUGCGACAUAAUGCGCGUGGAAUAGUAAGCAUGGCUAACAAAGGACCUGCGACCAAUGGAAGUCAAUUCUUCAUUUGUUUCGAGAAAUCACCACAUCUAGAUAAUAAGAAUACAGUUUUUGGAAACGUCCUUGGAGAAGAGAGUUUAGCUACGCUAUCAAAGAUGGAGAAUGUUGAAGUGGAUAAGAAAAACCGACCUAAAGAAGAAAUAAAGAUAAAAAAUAUCACAAUACAUGCAAACCCGUUAGCUACCUGA
This is a messenger RNA of Blumeria graminis f. sp. triticale, 489 nucleotides long. NCBI's taxonomy places the organism in Eukaryota, Fungi, Ascomycota, Leotiomycetes, Helotiales, Erysiphaceae. The record is from the annotation of a GenBank genome assembly.